AUGGAGGAAGAGGAUGUGGAGAUGACGGAGGAUGCCAAGGAACUCCUCACGAAGAUCGGGGUGGAGAGCACCCUGCGGUAUGCCAUUCACCUCAUCACUUGCUCAAACCUUGUUGCAAUGAAGCGCAAGGCGCAAGAAGUGGACGUGCCUGACAUCCGCAAGGUCUACUCCCUCUUUGUGGACGUGAAACGAAGUACGCAGUUCCUGAUGGAGUAUCAGCAAGAGUUCAUGUUCUCCGAAGUGCAUGAGGAGGAGGAUGCUGACAUGCCUCAAGCGAAGGAAGGCUAG
This is a messenger RNA of Cladocopium goreaui, 288 nucleotides long. NCBI's taxonomy places the organism in Eukaryota, Dinophyceae, Suessiales, Symbiodiniaceae. The record is from the annotation of a GenBank genome assembly.